Molecule: messenger RNA, 1980 nt
Organism: Neopsephotus bourkii (Bourke's parrot)
Lineage: Eukaryota; Metazoa; Chordata; Aves; Psittaciformes; Psittacidae
Gene: KCNJ8
Product: potassium inwardly rectifying channel subfamily J member 8
Exons: 2
Coding region: 433-1698 (421 amino acids)
Biological process (GO): potassium ion import across plasma membrane; regulation of monoatomic ion transmembrane transport
Cellular component (GO): plasma membrane
Molecular function (GO): ATP-activated inward rectifier potassium channel activity
Source: RefSeq, a predicted model, not a curated record
UAAGGAUGCGAGUAACUUAAGAGUUCUGUGUUGAAGUACUCCCCUGGGCGCUGCUGUCUCCUGGAGAAACAACCUGAGAAACUGACCUGUUGUACGUCGUGUUCUUUCUGCCAAGUUUGUAAGGCUGUUCUGCAGCCUCCCUUCCUGCAAGGAGUGUCAAAAGAGCAUAUUUUGUUUCUGCUAUGAGCAAUUGCCAAUUACUCAUAUAAAAAUGAUGAUCUGAAAGAGGGAGUGCACUGUAGAAUAAGUAGUGAUGCAGUGACGUUCAAUGUUGUGGCUAUUGGUAGGGGGCAUCUCAUCAGGGCUUCUUCCUGUAGUGCACAAAUCUAACAAGGUUCUUUCUUUUUGCAGGGUAGAGUGAGCCCUGUGGAGACGUGCUAGAGGGACCACCCCCAUUUCGCAUCUAGCUGAGUGGACUAUGGUGGCAGGAAGAUGUUGGCUCGGAAGAGUAUCAUCCCUGAAGAGUAUGUGUUGGCACGGAUUGCUGCCGAGAACCUGCGCAAGCCACGCAUCCGAGACCGGCCACGCAAAGCCCGCUUCAUUGCCAAGAACGGGGCAUGCAAUCUGGCACACAAGAACAUCCGCGAGCAGGGGCGAUUCCUGCAAGACAUUUUCACCACCUUGGUGGACCUGAAGUGGCGUCACACACUGGUCAUCUUCACAAUGUCCUUCCUGUGCAGCUGGCUGCUCUUUGCCAUGAUGUGGUGGCUGGUGGCUUUUGCCCAUGGUGACAUGGACCCAAGCACAGAAAGCACUGCGAACAGCACAAAGUGGACACCAUGUGUGACAUGUGUGAGGUCCUUCACUUCCGCCUUCCUUUUCUCCAUUGAAGUUCAGGUGACCAUUGGUUUUGGGGGCAGAAUGAUGACAGAGGAAUGUCCCUUGGCCAUCACGGUCUUGAUCCUGCAGAACAUUGUAGGCCUGAUCAUCAAUGCUGUCAUGCUGGGCUGCAUAUUCAUGAAAACUGCACAAGCUCACAGGCGGGCUGAGACCUUGAUUUUCAGCCGGCAGGCAGUCAUUGCAGUUCGAAAUGGCAAACUUUGCUUCAUGUUUCGAGUGGGAGACCUGAGGAAAAGCAUGAUCAUUAGUGCCUCAGUGAGAAUCCAGGUUGUGAGGAAGACUACGACCCCUGAAGGAGAAGUCAUACCCAUUCACCAAGUAGAUAUACCUGUGGAUAACCCCAUUGAAAGCAAUAAUAUAUUCCUCGUGGCUCCCUUAAUCAUUUGUCACAUUAUAGACAGACGGAGUCCUCUUUACGAUAUCUCUGCUGCUGACCUGGCACUUCAGGACCUGGAGCUCAUCGUGAUACUUGAGGGAGUCGUAGAAACAACUGGCAUCACAACACAGGCAAGAACCUCCUACAUAGCAGAGGAGAUCCUGUGGGGUCACCGCUUUGUGCCCAUUGUCACUGAAGAGGAAGGCGUGUACUCAGUCGACUACUCGAAGUUUGGCAACACUGUCAAAGUGGCAGCACCACGCUGCAGUGCUCGAGAGCUCGAUGAGAAGCCAUCCAUUCUCAUCCAGACACUGCAGAAGAGCGAGCUGUCCCACCAAAACUCCCUGCGGAAACGCAACUCCAUGAGGAGGAACAACUCCAUUCGGAGGAGCAAUUCCAUGCGGAGAACCAAUACCUCCCUCAUCGUGCCCAAAGUGCAGUUUAUCACACCUGAGGGGAGCCAGAGUGCCUCAGAAACGUGAUACACAGCUUUGUGAGAGGUUGGUGGGCUUUGGAAGGAGGAGGCACCUGUGGUGUUUUGUUUAAAUUUCCUCUUCAGAAAAUGAGACCACAGUGCAGAAAAGAACUGUGCAAGAAAUAUUUAUUCUGUUAUUUACUGAAAGCAUCACCUAAUUGCAUUAGGAAACACUUUAGCACUUAGUGUAUGAAUUAAUAAAAAAUGUCACGUACACUAAAGGAAACACUGUUCACUCAUGUAAUAUAAUGUGUAUUUAUACUUGGUUUAAUGGCAUGCUAAGUUUUUU